This is a messenger RNA of Nematocida major, 837 nucleotides long. RefSeq lists its product as uncharacterized. The record is from RefSeq and is a predicted model, not a curated record. Lineage: Eukaryota; Fungi; Microsporidia. Bases 1 to 837 code for a protein of 278 amino acids. The transcript has a single exon.
AUGCGAGCUCGCAAGUUUUUUUCAGCUCGCAUAUCCUUUUUGUGCGUGGUGUAUUUUUUGCUUGUUGUGCUUAACAAGUCGGCAAGCAUCUUAAAGAACCUUGGAAUAAUUAAAUACGGAAAAGAUAAAAACUGCAAAAAACUGCUUUUUCUUGCUCUUGCCGGUGUAGUUUCUUCUUUGAAGGAGCUGGUUAUAUUUCCUGUUGAGAUAAAGUAUCUCUCGAAGUGCGCCAUGUGCAUGCACCGGCGGAUUGAGGCAGAGGUGUGGAAGGGCGGCGCGGAAAGCGACGUUUCUGCGCUUUUGGCAGAAAGGGACGCGUGCAGCAGCAUUGCAGAGGAGAGAGCCCGCUAUCUAAAGAAGUACACCGAGCAAUUUGUGAGAAUCUGCGCAAUUCUUGUCUCUCUCUCGCAAACAAACUGCACCGUUCUGGCGGCUACUAGCGUUUUCUGCUUGCUUGAUCUGUAUCUAAAGCGCAGAAUACAGAAGCUCGAGGAGCACACCGAAAAAACCCUCGCCAAGUACUGCGCGCUGCAAGAGCACGCAUGUAGCACAGUUGCAGGCCUAAACGAAAAGAGCAAAGAAAUAGAGGAUUUGCAGACAGAGAAGUACAAGGAAGAAAGGCGCCAUGCGCACAAAGGCUACAGAUUGUGCGAAAGCAAGCUUGUGCGCCUCUAUCUGUCGGCCUCCGCUCUUACCGUGCUGGGCACUGCCAUCUUCCAUGCAUACACUGCGCUGUGCAUUGUGUUUUUGUACGAAGACAAGAAAGCCCUUGCAUUGUUUAUAGUCAUACACAAAAAGAUAGAAAAGCUGAGCAAGUAUUUCAAAAAAAUAAUUUAA